Molecule: messenger RNA, 2029 nt
Organism: Ictalurus punctatus (channel catfish)
Lineage: Eukaryota; Metazoa; Chordata; Actinopteri; Siluriformes; Ictaluridae
Product: F-box/LRR-repeat protein 12
Exons: 4
Coding region: 219-1307 (362 amino acids)
Molecular function (GO): protein binding
Source: RefSeq, a predicted model, not a curated record
UCCUUUGGUUUGUAAAAGUUUUUAUCUAGUGUGAAAUGUUUUAUCUAGUGACAGUAUGCUCACCUAAUCAUUCUGUUGCAUUUUGUUGUUUUGUUUACAUAAAGGAAAACUAGCUAACUGUAAUUUAGAGGGAAAAAUAUUACCAAUUAAAAAAAUCUUUAGUACCCUGCUUCUGCGAUGUAUUAUACUUCCGGUCGCAGAGGGAUUUGUUUACUAAAAUGGACGCUAUGAGAGCUUACACACUGGACUGUUUCCCUGAAAAUAUUUUAAUUGAUAUUUUAUCCUAUUUAAAUGUACAAGAACUCAUUCGCAAUGGAAGAGUGUGUAAGCGUUGGAGAGCUUUAAUAAAAGACCAGAGACUCUGGAGAACUGUGGACCUUUCCACAUGGAAACGGGUGACCUCGCGGGUGCUCUGGACAUUAUUGCGGAAGUAUCUGGGACGCGGUGUAUGUUCUCUACACCUGCGCGGGUUGCUGCAGAGUGCACGUGGAGGGUCGUUCCUCUCAGAGCCGUGGCUGCAGACCUUGAGCUCGAAAUGCCCUCGACUCCGCAGACUUACUCUUACUCACACGGACCUGCGAGGCGUGCACAGCUGCUCCUUAUUACCUCCUAGCUUACAGGUGUUAGAACUGCGCAGCUGCGAACUUUCACCUGGCUUUUUUACCCAGAAUCCCUUGAAGCUGGUGCAAACUGUCCAGAAAGGCUCAGGGAAAGAAUCUCAGACCACUUCUUCUUCCUGUAGUUGUGUUAUCGGAGCACUAAUUCUGGACAACGUGCCAUCAUUCACGGACCAGCACCUAAAGAGUCUGAGCUCGUGGGAGCACCUGCAGCGUCUGGAGCUGCGCGAUGUGCUACGUGUGACGGUGGCAGGACUGAAGGGCUGUGCUCCGCCUGGCCCACACGCACUGAAACACCUCACACACCUGGAGCUGGAGGGGUUCAGCCGGCACCAGAUGGCAGCGCUGGGCCUGGCUGAGGGUUGGGCAGGGCUGGAACAUCUAACGCUCGGAGGGCGAGAGGUUGCGCCCGGUCUGCUCUGCCUCAACCGCCUGGUUGGGCUGCACUGCCUGCGCCUGCGUGGCUGCAGACUUACAGAGACAUUGGUUCUGCGCAGCUGCGGCACACUGAAGGAGCUGUGCAUGCUAGAGUUCUUGCAGGUGGAGUUUGCAGUAGAGGCAGAGAGAAAAGACAGAGAUGAAAGGAGUGAAAAUGACCCAAUGCCUGGACUCAGACAAGCACUGUCCAACCUGCUGCCCAAGUGCAGUGUGCUGUUCACGCAGUGUACCAUUAUAGUUGGUGCAGACUGACACAUAGGGUUGGGUGAUAUGGUAAUUAUUACACUUGUUGUAACCAGUGCAGUGGAUUUAAAUUGAUCAGACAAAGUCUAUUAAUAAACAACAAUACACUAACAUCUGCCUAGCAACAAGUAGCCAAUUGGAUGCUAGAUGUAUUUAGACCAAUCACAGAAACCAGUGCCAUACAGUCAAAUUUGCCUAGCAACAAUUAGCCAAUCGGAUGCUAGCAACUCAUGCCAUUUAUACAUAUAUAUAUAUAUAUAUAUAUAUAUAUAUAUAUAUAUAUAUAUAUAUAGAGAGAGAGAGAGAGAGAGAGAGAGAGAGAGAGAGAGCAGUUUUUGCUUUUCAGGAAUAAGUUUCUUUAGAGAAGAGUAUUUUGGUGAUUGUUGAAUGAAUUGCUCAUAGGUUUUUUAACAUUAAACAUUUUCUUGUGUGUUGCAUCUCUUCCAGCUUGUUAGCAACGCUCAGAAGAAACAAAAUACCCAUAUUAAGUAUCCUGAAAAUGUACUGUAAUAAAAGUGAAAGUUGUUUCACAACUUACUGUAUUGUUUCUUUAGUUUGGAACUGUUGUAUACUGUAUUAAUAAAUUUAAUGACUUUUAAACCUCAUGCUUACAUCACACAAAGAGUUUUAUAGUAUAAAAUAUAUUGUGUAAAAUGCUGUUGUGUUUUUAAAUGAUUUAAUGAAUUUUAAUUAUUGUACUCACUUGAGAAUAAAGUGAUGGAGUCAGAACA